CAGCAAUGAGAGACUGCAUUUGUUAUAUAGAAUAUCAUAUAAAGUGAAGCAAUCAGUAUCAUAGAGAAUAAUGCCAUGAGUGAUCUUAAAGUAAAUCUGUCUAUACCUUUUCCAAGCUCCAGAGAGGCAGAAGUUGCAUAUCAAGUACUUCGGGUUGACAAGGAGCCUUCGAGAAGCGGAGUCAAUAAGAAACUUACUUUGAACAAGAAUCUUCUAGAAUUUUCCUUCAGUGGAAAGGAAGCACGAAAAGUACGAGUAGGACUCACAUCCUUUUUCGAUAGUUUACUAUUGGUCACAGAAACUAUGGAGAAAUUUGGUCCACCUGAGCCAACAUACGGCCAUUAUUAAACUGAUAAUAUUGAACUUA
This is a messenger RNA of Pseudomyrmex gracilis, 367 nucleotides long. It is a transcript of the gene Tcs6, whose product is annotated as EKC/KEOPS complex subunit LAGE3. The transcript has 3 exons. The coding region runs from base 76 to 348 and encodes 90 amino acids. The record is from RefSeq and is a predicted model, not a curated record. Gene Ontology annotation, cellular component: EKC/KEOPS complex. NCBI's taxonomy places the organism in Eukaryota, Metazoa, Arthropoda, Insecta, Hymenoptera, Formicidae.